ACUCUUGUGCUCUGUCUUCACUGCUUUAGGCAACUAUUUGACUGACCCCUGGUGGUCACGUGGAGCUGUCGCCACGCAAGUCUGGGUCCUUCUGUGAACGAUUGGGCCCUCGCUGCCUCUGAGCCACUCCUGAGUCGCCUGAUCGCGCGAGAGCUUAGAGGGGCGGGUUUGGGGUCAGUCUAGUGGGGGCUUGUACGACAGCAUCCGCUGCCACUGAGCCCUGCUUAGGUUCUCUGUUAGGUGCGGGAAGCUGGGUCAGGCUGCCACUGCGGCACCCUGAGUCUGGAAAGCGCCGAAGCGCUCUGGAAAAAUCCGGACAGCCUCACUCCCCGCCAGGUGCCAGGGUUAGGAGCCACCGAGGCUAAAGUGAGAGUCCGGCAGUCUUCCCUUGACUGAGCCACGGCGGCGGCCCUGGGAGCAGAGGUGGAGCAACCCCAUUACGCUAAGGAUGAAAGGCUGGGGUUGGCUGGCCCUGCUUCUAGGGGCCCUGCUGGGAAGUGCCUGGGCUCGAAGGAGCCAGGAUCUACACUGUGGAGCUUGCAGGGCUCUGGUGGAUGAACUAGAGUGGGAAAUUGCCCAGGUGGAUCCCAAGAAGACCAUUCAGAUGGGAUCUUUCCGGAUCAAUCCAGAUGGCAGUCAGUCAGUGGUGGAGGUACCCUAUGCCCGCUCAGAGGCCCACCUCACAGAGCUGCUAGAGGAAGUCUGUGACCGCAUGAAGGAGUACGGGGAACAGAUUGACCUUUCCACCCACCGCAAGAACUACGUACGUGUUGUGGGCCGGAAUGGAGAAUCCAGCGAACUAGACCUACAGGGCAUCCGAAUUGACUCAGAUAUCAGUGGCACCCUCAAGUUUGCGUGCGAGAGCAUUGUGGAGGAAUAUGAGGAUGAACUUAUAGAAUUCUUUUCCCGAGAGGCUGACAACGUUAAAGACAAACUUUGCAGUAAGCGAACAGAUCUGUGUGACCACGCCCUGCAUAUAUCUCAUGAUGAGCUAUGAUCCACUGGAGCAGCGCAGACCAGCUUGAUGAAAUCACCCCCAGGAGGGGAAGAUGGUGGCAUUGCCUUUUAUAUUAUGUUUUUAUGGAAAUGAACUGAAAAAAAAUCUGAAACUAAAAGUACAAA
Molecule: messenger RNA, 1122 nt
Organism: Castor canadensis (American beaver)
Lineage: Eukaryota; Metazoa; Chordata; Mammalia; Rodentia; Castoridae
Gene: Cnpy2
Product: canopy FGF signaling regulator 2
Cellular component (GO): endoplasmic reticulum
Source: RefSeq, a predicted model, not a curated record